AUGGCUCUUGAAACACUCCUCUUCAAGGUCAAAACCGCCUUUUCCAACAGCUUCGAUUCCGUUCCACCCAAGCUUCUCAAGAACAAAACUAAAACUACUUUUACUUCAUUCAAGAACUCGAAACGAAACGUCGCCGUUUUAGCCUUCGAGAUCGCGGGUCUCAUGUCGAAGCUUCUUCAUCUUUAUCAAUCUCUCUCCGAUGCCACCAUCGUUCGCAUCCGAAACGACGCCGUUACGCUUGAAGGUGUUCGGAAGAUUAUCUCAAACGAUGAAUCGUUCUUGCUCGGACUCGCUUGCGCUGAGUUUACUGAAGCUCUCCGACUCGUUGCUAACUCGGUUACACGACUCAGUCUACGCUGCGAGGAUCAUAAUCUCCGGGAUUUCCACCGGGCGUUUCUCGAGUUUGCUGAUUCGGGCCGUGAUGCAAACGGGUGGGUUUUUUCUGGUCCGAAGGAGAUUGAAGCUAAGUUUAGAAAAAUGGAACGUUACGUGAUGCUUACGGCAGCUUUGCACCGUGAAAUGGAGGAGCUUUCUGUUUUGGAAAGUGGGUUUAGAAAAGCUUUGAGUUUGAAUCAUCAUCAUCAUCAUCAUCGUCGUAAUAGUAGCAGUGAAGGGAAUGAAGGCUCUUUGGGUGUUGGGAAAGAGCAGAAAAUAUAUGAACUUCAGCAGAAGAUUUGUUGGCAGAAACAAGAGGUGAAGGAUCUGAAAGAUAGAUGUUUGUGGAGUAGAAGUUUUGAUGGUGUUGUUUUAUUACUUGUGAGGUUUUGUUUCACUGUUUUAGCAAGGAUUAAGGUUGUUUUUGGGAUUGGUCAUUCUGUUCGUUGUUUGUCAACUAGUUUAUCAACUUCUGCAACAGUUUAUCCCUCUGAUCAGAAUCCUAAUUCUUGUCAUGAAUUCGUUUCUGGGUCAUUGGAAAUCUCGGAGCUUGAUGAGAUCAAAGAACGUUUCGGAAGUGGGUUUUUUGAGUCUAACUCUAAGCUUUUGAAACCACCUCCUAGUACUUUAGGUGCUUCAGCUUUGGCUUUACACUAUGCUAACUUGAUCAUAGUGUUGGAGAAGAUGAUAAAGACACCUCAUUUGAUUGGUUUGGAUGCAAGGGAUGAUUUGUAUGGCAUGUUGCCUAGCAGUAUAAGGUCAGGUUUGAGGACUAGGUUGAAAGGAAUUGGGUUUUGUGCAAGUGAUCCUGUUCUUGCUGGUGAAUGGAAGGAUGCUUUGGGGAGGAUAUUAGGGUGGUUAUCACCUUUGGCACAUAACAUGAUCAAGUGGCAAAGUGAAAGAAGCUUUGAGCAGCACAAUUUGGUGCCUAAGACUAAUGUUUUGCUUCUGCAGACUUUGUUUUUUGCAAACAAAGACAAGACUGAGGCUGCAAUAACUGAGUUGCUUGUUGGGUUGAACUAUAUCUGGAGGUUUGAGAGGGAAAUGACUGCUAAGGCUUUGUUUGAAUGUGCUAAUUUCAAUGGUUUUAUUAAAUCUGCAAAAACAUAG
Molecule: messenger RNA, 1485 nt
Organism: Vicia faba (fava bean)
Lineage: Eukaryota; Viridiplantae; Streptophyta; Magnoliopsida; Fabales; Fabaceae
Source: the annotation of a GenBank genome assembly